Linum trigynum is the source of this 950-nucleotide messenger RNA. The record is from the annotation of a GenBank genome assembly. Lineage: Eukaryota; Viridiplantae; Streptophyta; Magnoliopsida; Malpighiales; Linaceae.
CCACACACAAGAAACAGAGAGGAUAACCUUCCCGCUUCCAAAUUCCAAUCCACUCUUCCGUCGAUUCCGCCAUUGAAAUCUCAACGAAGAGAAAGCCAUGAUCUUGUUGAGACCCAUUUACAACAACAUCAAUCCCCGCCGCCACCCGCCAUUCUUAUCGGGCUCGGGUAAUCACAAUCUCCAAGCUUCCCGGGCGAGGCAAAUCGGGUUCCCGCCGAGCAGGCGAAGUCGGCCGGCGCUGACGAAAUGCUGCGGCGGAGCAGCGGAGGGGCCGCGGCGGAGCUUCCUGAGCCUGGAGGAAGCUGGGCUGGUGGAAAUGUCCGGGCUCAGCUCCCACGAGCGGUUCCUCUGCCGUUUAACGAUAUCUUCGUUGAACCUUCUGAAAGUGAUAUCGGAGCAAGAAGGGUGCGCCAUUGAGGAGCUGAAUGCAGGGAAAGUAUGCGACUGGUUCUUGAAGGACAAGCUGAAACGCGAACAGAACAUUGAUUCUGCAGUCCUUCAGUGGGACGAUUCUGAUUUCCCAAUCUAAUAAAUCCUUGUAUGUUCGUUACUUUGUUACAUUACCCAUGAAGUCUCUCUUACUAGUGCAUCCAAAUCGAGCGGAAACAAUCUAUAUGAAUGCAUGCUUGCAGCUGCUAAGGAACUGAAAGUCAAUUGUCCUAAUUAAGAGUGCGUCAGAAGAUAAAACGAACUUGAGAACGAAGGGAGCUCCAAUGAACAAUAAUAUAAAGUCGUAACCUUAACCCAUCUCCUUGAGAUGGAUCCCAACAUCCAAAUGCAACUGCAAUUUCCACUAGGGUGCUCUGCAUUACAAACAAGUAGGCAGCAUCCAACCCACAACAAUCCAUAAAAAAAAAAAGGUAUGUAAUGACAUAUUUCAGUGAGAUGAGAUUUAGAUUAAUCAGUAAAACUCGAGAACGUUAAUUAUAUUAUAAACGAUACAGGUAUGU